Molecule: messenger RNA, 798 nt
Organism: Eruca vesicaria subsp. sativa (arugula)
Lineage: Eukaryota; Viridiplantae; Streptophyta; Magnoliopsida; Brassicales; Brassicaceae
Source: the annotation of a GenBank genome assembly
AUGCAGCUCUCUUCGGCCAUCACCUUAGCCACGCUCUGCAUUGUUCUGCAGCUUCUCAAUAACUCUCUAGCUUCAGUGACGACCAAUCGCCACGUGUCAAGCUCUCAUUGGCUUCCUGCAGUUGCCACAUGGUACGGAAGCGCCAACGGUGACGGAAGCGAUGGAGGAGCGUGUGGGUACGGUACCUUGGUGGACGUGAAGCCGUUACAUGCUAGAGUUGGAGCGGUGAAUCCUAUCCUCUUCAAAAACGGUGAAGGCUGCGGAGCUUGUUACAAGGUUCGAUGCUUGGACAGGAGUAUAUGUUCCCGGAGAGCCGUCACCGUCAUCAUAACCGACGAGUGUCCCGGCUGUUCUAAGACCAACACUCACUUUGAUCUCAGUGGCGCUGCCUUUGGUCGUUUGGCUGUAUCUGGAGAAUCUGGUCCCCUCCGUAACCGUGGUCUCAUCCCCGUGAUUUACCGCCGGACGGCAUGCAAGUAUAGAGGGAAGAACAUAGCGUUUCAUGUGAACGAAGGAUCAACUGAUUUUUGGUUGUCUCUGCUGGUUGAGUUUGAAGAUGGAGAAGGCGACAUUGGCUCCAUGCAUAUUCGCCAAGCCGGAGCGAGUGAUUGGUUAGAGAUGAAGCACGUAUGGGGAGCCAACUGGUGCAUCGUUGGAGGGCCACUCAAAGGACCAUUCUCCAUCAAACUCACCACUUUGUCAGCCGGUAAAACACUGUCAGCCACCGACGUGGUGCCCAGAAACUGGGCUCCUAAAGCAACAUACACUUCCCGCCUUAACUUCUCCCCCGUCCUCUAA